AUGAGUCCCGUGAAAGACCUUCUUUCAAACGCCUUGACAGACGGCCAUAAAUAUUGUUGUAAGGGUCAUUUACCACCUACAACUUCGACAAGCGCAUCUUUAGGCCUCCGGCCAUUCAUCCACAAUCGCCUAAACAACGCGAGGAAACAAAUACGGCUACUUGAGAUUUUGCCUGGAGAACCACAGGAGUGGAUUUCAAUCAACAUUCUUACAGUUUCGCUCGCUUCUGCGUCACAACGACAAUAUACUGCUUUAUCCUAUGCUUGGGGCGAGAGAGAAUACUCUGCUCACCUGACUGUGGCCGGUGACAAGGUCUUUUCUGUUUCAAGGCAUGUCGAGUCUGCUCUAAAAAAGCUUCGGUACCGUGACCGUCAUCGCCUUGUCUGGAUCGAUGCGCUUUCCAUAUGCCAGUCGGAUCCGGAAGAACGCGGGCGACAAGUUCUUCUUAUGCGCGACAUAUAUACCGGUGCCCAGGAAGUGAUCGUCUGGUUAGGUGAAAGCGAUCAUUCUGGCUCUAGAGCGUUCCAGCUUUUGACGGACUUCGGAUCCCUGCCCGCUGUACGCUUACUAGACAACACAAUCGCUGAGAGUAGAAAUGAGCAAGAGCGCGCAUGGAUAGAUUCUUAUAACCGCAUUUCGCUUUGUCAGACUGACGUUCUAGCUCUUGUUCACUUCUUUGCCAACUCGUGGUUUAACCGAGUCUGGAUCCUUCAAGAAGCUGCUCUCCCUAAGCCGGAGAACAUUGUGUUUAUGUCUUCUUCGUCUUCGCUCAGUUGGUUUGUCCUGGAAAAAGCCAUCAACGCCCUCGUAACUAAAGGCGUUGCAUCAGAAAGCCCUAAAGAGAACCUCGAAGCUUUAUUCCAUGGCAUCCAUCGAGCAAAUGUCGUGCUUUCAGCAAAGAAACAGACGGCUAUCGGACUGUUUCAUCUCGGGCAGGCAUCAGAAUGUACCGAUCCGAAGGACAAAGUGUACGGCAUGCUUGGCCUGAUGGAAGUUGUGGAAGGGGAUCUCAAAAUCACACCCGACUAUGGGAAUUCACUAAGUGAAGUUUAUCGAGAUUUGGUCUGGAAGAUGAUAUGCCAUCAGAAACGCGCGGACAUUCUUGCGAACUUCGAGCUGGCGCAGACCGUCUCCGAAGAAUCCACUUGGGCAUCGCCUGUACCAAGACGAACAGUCGGCAUGCUUCGGGAUGCGGCCGAUGGCUGGACUCGAUCGGAAGCGAGACUGUUAGCCCCCGGAGUUCUAAGAGUGGCCGGAGUGUGCGUCGGGACCGUCAAGAAUGCAACACCCUUCCCCCAAACCAUUUCCCGCGCAGUUGAGCUGUUUGCCCACGAAGUGACGAAGAAUUUGUCCACAUGCGGCACACAGGGUCGACGCCCUGAAGAUAAUAACAGUGCCGAGUUUGAGGCUUACUGCACCACAAUCGUUGCUGGCCUUGUUGCGGAAGCAUGCUCGCAGCCGAAUGCGCUCCCACUUCAAAAUGUCGUGGAUUGUGUAAAUUAUUAUUUGCGCGUGCUCUGCACAGGAGACCAGCAAGCUGACGAGCCUCUUCUGCGUUCACUCAAGCAAUUCUCUUUCGCCUUCUUGAAUGCUUGUGAGGGUCGCACGUUCAUAACGACCUCUGACGGCCACAUGGGUUUAGGACCACCGGAGGCCAGGCGGGGAGACGAUAUCGUCGUAGUUCUAGGAUGCAGACAGCAUCUCGUCGCCCGCAAGGUGCCUGGUGGAUAUCGGCUUGUUGGUGAAUGCUACAUCUAUGGUUUCCAACACGGGGAAGGUUUAUUUGGCGAGCUUCCAAGCGGUUGGCGGCGCAAAAUUGGAAAGAAUCAAAUCCUACAUCAAUACGUCAAUGACGCAACUGGAGAAACAACGGAAAUUGAUCCACGUUUACGCCGUUUAGUGAGACGUGAAAGCCAGUUGCGAUUGAAAUGGAUUGGCACGGCUCCUCAUUACCCAUUAUUAACCGCAAAACAUCUGCAAAAGCACGGAGUCCAAAUCGUGAAGUUCGACCUUAUCUAA
Verruconis gallopava is the source of this 2019-nucleotide messenger RNA. RefSeq lists its product as uncharacterized. Bases 1 to 2019 code for a protein of 672 amino acids. Lineage: Eukaryota; Fungi; Ascomycota; Dothideomycetes; Venturiales; Sympoventuriaceae. The record is from RefSeq and is a predicted model, not a curated record. Gene Ontology annotation, molecular function: protein binding. The transcript has a single exon.